Molecule: messenger RNA, 4311 nt
Organism: Fulvia fulva
Lineage: Eukaryota; Fungi; Ascomycota; Dothideomycetes; Mycosphaerellales; Mycosphaerellaceae
Product: SEH-associated protein 4
Exons: 6
Coding region: 1-4311 (1436 amino acids)
Biological process (GO): positive regulation of TORC1 signaling
Cellular component (GO): cytoplasm
Molecular function (GO): protein binding
Source: RefSeq, a predicted model, not a curated record
AUGGAAGCGGCUGUACGAUGGUCGCCACACUCGACCGGCGAUAGGGAGAGAUUCCUCCUUGUGGACGCCAACGACGGAAGCCUGACGCUCAAUCAAGUACACAGUCGGCAAAGAGACCAUAUCGACUAUUCUUGCGUGGCUCGUAUCACUCGGUUGCCAAACUUUUCUGCAUUUGACUGGUCAAAGACGAAUGAGUCGAUUGUAUCCCUUGGCCUGGUCUCAGGAAGUGCAUGUCUGGUCAAGCUGCGAGAGGAUGGCCGUCCUUCGGAGACUGUGGCAACGUUCAAACUCAAGCAGCAGCGAAAAUGCAAUUCGAUAGCACUAAACCGUCUGGACUGGCUGGCAGUCGCUCUAGACAAGACGCGCUCGGACAACUGCCUUAACAUCUACGAUGCAGCCAGCGAAAAUCCAGAUCCGAUCCGAAGGUUGUGCCCUGCAGAAGUUGUAUCGAGUGUACGGUUCUUUCCAAGCCAGCCAGAGGAGCUCGUCGUCGCGGCUCAGAGAUCUCUGAUCCGUCUUUACGACUUGAGGGACGGGUACUUCGCCAAUACCAACAACACUCAGGUCUCCACCCGCAAUGUCAACAACAUUGCAAUUGAUCCGUUGGACGAGAACUACUUUGCCAGUGCUGGAUCUUCUGACGACCCUUCUGUGAGUGUCUGGGACAGGCGCUGGAUCAACCAAACAAGCGUUAGUGGGAGCAACAACGGAGCCGUGUUUGAUCUCAGACCAGCCGUUGACAACUCCGCAAGAACCUCUGUCUGGAGUCUGCGGUAUUCGGGUCAACAGCGCGGUCGCUUGGCGAUAUGCUCCAGUAGAGGAGAGCUGAGAGUCAUUGAUAUGGUAGAGGGCAGUGACACAUUGCUUAGCAACAACGACUAUGUUGCGCAGAACAGCUACGGUGGACUGCCUUGGAGUUGUAACCGCUAUGUCUCUUGUACAAGAGAAGUCUCAAAAGCCAUCGAUGAUGUUGAAGAAAGCAGCGAACAGAUUGAUGAGCGCCUGAUCGCCUUCGACUGGAUCUCUGAAGACGGGAAGCUCUCGGAACAGCCUGUAAUAGCCUUGCGGUCGAGUCGAAGAAUGGAUGUCAUCAGAGUGCCUUCAAUCUUUCCACACGCAGCACUCACAGCUCGAGGCGAUCUUGCUCUCAAUUAUGAGGAUAUUGCCAUUACGGAAGUCAAAACACGAGCAAAGCCAAUGAAGCGUCGCGCGCCGUACGAGCACCAGCACAGCGCCGAAGACUUUGGGCCCCACGAGUACAGUGGUGAGGUAGUCGACGAUGAAGACGAUGUCCAAAAGAUCGAGUGCGGUCCAGGAUCACCACAGCUGGACAGUAUCUUAGCAACUUCGUCAAUUCAGCGAGAGCGGUGCUCCCGUGGCUACUUGUUUGACUGCAUGAAGAAUGUCGAGAUUGUGUCCGGGAACUGGCAGCUGGAGCGGCUAUGGGAGAUUAUUGGUCGCUUUCAGACGCAGGCAGCAGAUCAGGGCAUGAUGUCCGAGAGUCUUGAUUUGAGCUUCGCUGGCGUCACAGGAAUCUGUUUGGAGACGAUUGGCAGCGUGAGUCGUCGGACUCUGUCUCCAGCUGCGGGAAAGGUCGAGGAUGCCAUCUAUGACUUGAACGUUUCGAGGGAGCUGCCGUCGUUCAAAGGCGUACGGACGGACUUCCCAGAACACCGUCAGCUUGCGCUCGAGUUGUGUGGUUGGAAGUUCACUGUCGAGUCUCUCGAGACAGAGUGUCACGAGCUUAUAAACCGGUGCUUGUAUUAUCAAGCCGUGGUCCAAGCCGUUCUGCAUGAGUAUAAGCAUGUGGCGCUAAACUUGCUGAGGCAAUUGAUCAGGAGCAAGACUGUGCCUAAUAUCGGGCUCGGUGCGCUAUUGGCUUCGGACACAAUCAAUGAAGAGCAAAGAGAGAUGUGCCUCUGGAUGGCAGCCGAUACCGAAGAUCCUGCUUUGAAAGCUCUUCUGACAUUCUUGACGACGGGCAACUGGCGCGAUGUGAUGAAGACGAACUACCUUCACUUGGGUUACAGAGUAGCGUUGGGUCUGAAAUAUCUCAAUGACAGCGAGAUUCACGGGUUCCUGCAGAGCGAGACUGCUCGAGCGGUGAAGAAUGGUGACCUCGAGGGGAUUCUGCUCACUGGCUUGAGUGACCAGGCCAUGGAUCUCUUCCAGACCUACAUCAGCAAAACGAAUGACCUACAGACGGCCGUAAUGGCGACAGCCUUCACGUGCCCGCUCUACGUGAGCGAUGUACGGUGGGACAUGUGGAAAGAGACUUACUUCAUGCAAAUGCAAAGCUGGCGAGCGUUUAUUGAGCGCACUCGAUUUGUGGUGCAGCAUACGCAAAUGGCCAGAACGAAGGGAGACGAAAGCUUGAUCGAGUCUCCGCCAUCUCAGAUCACACUUCGAUGUGCCCAUUGCCAACAGACUCUUGCGAGACGAGAUGGGCGCACGCCGUUGAGACCUUCAGGUCAGCAGCUUGUGGCAUCGAGUAAGGAUGCCAUUGCCCCGCAGGUGAAGGCCGCAGCGAGUGCGGGCGUGUCUUGCACCAAAUGUGCCAGCACGGAUUCCACGCACACCAUGCCCAGAGUUGGUUCGAGAAGCACGUUGACUGUCCUGUCCCGGGCUGCAGAUGCAGGUGUAUGGUCAGGUGAAGCUCGGGUUGAACAGAUGGGAGCCAGAGUGAAUACAGAUGAGAUUGAGUCGGGUCCACAAUCAACCACAACACCCUCCGCCGCCAUGGCGCAAGCCCAAGCUGCCAGCACAGGUGUCAACAUGGAGUACAUCCCUCUCCGCCAUGCUGUUUUCAAGAUCGAGCCCGAUUCUGCUAACCAUACCUCUCGCAUCAUCUUCAACUCCAUCGAUCGCAAGAAGCAUCUCUACGACCUCCUGAACGACUACCACACCGAGUUCUCCCAGAACAAGCCAGGUGGUGCUGAUGAGCUCCGCCAACUCAUCAAGGACGCCCGCGUGAAGUGGUCCAUCCAGCUUCGAGAGACCAACUGCCGCGAUAUCAGAGUCAUGAUCGCACACGAGUACUUCGGCACCGGCCCAACCAGUAACAUCAUGGCACGCGUUAUUGCCAUCAAGCGAGACCUAGAGGCGGUGGGCGGCAAGGCUUACCAUCACUAUCCGUUCAAUAAGAAGAACACCGACAACCCUUGGGCGGUCUUGGACGUUGUGGUACCACGAGCCGGCAUCGAGGCGGUCCUCUCCAAGCAGCGCAUGACUGCACAUGCCAUUGCCUUUGACGACAUCACCGCACCUGCAGAGGUGGACUACCAGCCAAGACAGCCAGAUCCAGAAUGCCAGUUCUGGUACCGCGAUGAAGAUGAUAAGGUCACCGUCCUGCCAACUCCGAAGGACACUGUCCGCCACCGAAGCAACACGGUCGAUAGGCUCCGCGAGGCAAAACCAGGUGCCUGGAACCCUUUCAAUCUGGCACAACAGGAGUGGAAUGGCCGCAAGCCAUUUUCGGCCGAGAUCUAUGAGCCAGAGAGCAACCACGACUGGAUUGGCUCAGACUUCGCUAAGCGCUGCGAAGAACUCGAGCAGUACGACAAGUCACUCAAGUCGUCUCCAGACAGCGGCGAAGACGGCGCCACGAUAUCGUCAGAGCCAUAUCCAAGUAUGUCAAGCGCAUACCCAUACCACACCAAGAAGCACAGCGAGAAGCCGAACAUCAUCGACAUUCAGCGGGACUUUGCCAACGUCGAGAAAGAGAUUGCAACGAUCGAGAAAGACGUGAUCGAAGCGAGCAAGAAUCUCAACGAUUUCGUGAAGGGCGGAGAGAAGACUCGUGAGGAGAUUAGAGCUAGCCAGCAACACCACGAUCUACUCUACGCCACCCUGCAACGAAACAAGAUCCCGGCCCUUCGCAACGUCCUCAGUCACAUCGCUACCGACCUCAUGCACGCCAAAGCCUGGGACCCCGAGCAGCACAAGCGAAAGACAGUGAUCGCGCCCAAGCCGCGGAAGACAAUGAUCAUGCAGAGCGCCAACGGCAGCACAAUCUGGGAAGAGACCAUCCCUGACGUCGGCGAGACCGGAGACCUAAUCGUCGUGGGCUCUCCCCCGAAGGAAGACAAAGCCAAGACUAAGGAGAAGUGGGCCUGGAUCCAGCGCUUGUUCGCAGGUGCCGGUCGGAAGAAGCCAACACCACCACCAGCAGUUGUCACACCAGCUCUCCAGCGUAGUGACUCGGCUGUGAGCUUCUCCGCUGGCGUUGCUGAAGGUGUGCCGCUUGGAGGUAUUGGGGAGGGUUCUCGGCCGGUAGAGGUGGACGGAAAUCCUAUCAUAAGGUACGUAUAA